This is a messenger RNA of Saccoglossus kowalevskii, 531 nucleotides long. RefSeq lists its product as uncharacterized. The record is from RefSeq and is a predicted model, not a curated record. NCBI's taxonomy places the organism in Eukaryota, Metazoa, Hemichordata, Enteropneusta, Harrimaniidae.
AUGGAAGUAUGGGAAAACUUGCAUAGCAAGUACAUUGAUGAUGCACUUCAAAAUGGAAGGUCGCUUUGCAUAGGUGGAGAUGGGAGGUGUGACACCCCUGGUCAGAUUGCUAAAUUUGGCUCUUAUUCAGUCAUGGACCUGAAGAAUGGUAUUAUGAUUGACAUACAGCUUGUGCAGAGUAACGAGGUGAAAAGUAGCUGCCACUUGGAGAAGGAAGGUUUGGCAUAUUUACAGAACCAAGGUAUUAAUAUUUACAAAAUAGUAACAGACCGUCAUGUUCAAAUAAUUAAAUGGAUCAGAGAGAACAUGACAGGGAUUGAACACUGUGUAGAUGUUUGGCAUGUUGCUAAAGAACUUUCUAAAGAGAAAGAGUGUGGUGUAAUACAAGACUGGAUCAGGAGCGUCACAAAUCAUCUUUAUUGGACUGCUGCUUCAACACCUGAUGGAAAUGGUGAUUUGAUGACUGACAAAUGGACAUCAGUUGGAAACCAUAUCCAAAAUAUUCACGAGGGUGUGAACAUGAAGAUUUGA